Molecule: messenger RNA, 795 nt
Organism: Acanthosepion pharaonis
Lineage: Eukaryota; Metazoa; Mollusca; Cephalopoda; Sepiida; Sepiidae
Source: the annotation of a GenBank genome assembly
AUGACAGAAAACGGCGAGAAUUCGUUUCUUCUUCUCCUUGUUCAGAAUUUUAUCUAUUUUUAUCUAUCUAUCUAUCUAUCUAUCUAUCUAUCUAUCUCUAUAUCUUCUGUUCAUAUCUAUCUAUCUAUCUAUCUCAGCUUCUGUUCAUAUCUAUCUAUCUAUCUAUCUAUCUAUCUAUCUAUCAAUCUAUCUAUAAUUAUCUGUCUCAUCUAUCUAUCUAUCUAUCUCAGCUUCAUCUAUCUAUUCAUCUAUCUAUAUAUAAUCUGUCUAUCUAUCUCAGCUUCUGUUCAUUAUCUAUCUAUCUAUCUAUCUAUCUAUCUAUCUAUCUCAGCUUCUGUUCAUAUCUAUCUAUCUAUCUAUCUAUCUAUCUAUAUAUAUCUGUUCAUAUCUAUCUAUCUAUCUAUCUAUCUAUCUAAAAUAUCAUCUUCUUUCUAUUCUAUCUAUCUAUCUAUAUCAGCUUCUGUUCACAUCUAUCUAUCUAUCUAUCUAUAUCAGCUUCUGUUCAUAUCUAUCUAUCUAUCUAUCUAUAUCAGCUUCUGUUCAUAUCUAUCUAUAUCAGCUUCUGUUCAUUAUCUAUCUAUCUAUCUAUCUAUCUAUCGCAUUGUCUGUUCAUAUCUCUCUUAUUCACUUUCUUUAUAUCUAACUAUAUAUCGAUCCCAAUUUGCAUCUAUCUAUCUAUCUAUCUAUCUAUCUAUCUAUCUAUCUAUCUAUCUCCUUCUUUUCGUAUCUACUUCUUUGUUUCAAUCAAGCAAAUUCCUUAUUUAUAUCUAUCUAACGAUCGAUCUCAGUCUCUAG